Molecule: messenger RNA, 1223 nt
Organism: Helianthus annuus (common sunflower)
Lineage: Eukaryota; Viridiplantae; Streptophyta; Magnoliopsida; Asterales; Asteraceae
Product: gibberellin 20 oxidase 1-D
Exons: 3
Coding region: 1-1107 (368 amino acids)
Biological process (GO): unidimensional cell growth; response to light stimulus; flower development
Molecular function (GO): gibberellin 20-oxidase activity
Source: RefSeq, a predicted model, not a curated record
AUGGCUCCUGUUAUUCUCACUUCACCAUUAGAAACAAACCCUUUAGUCUUUGAUGCUUCUAUUUUUCAAAAGGAACCUAAUAUCCCCUCACAAUUUGUAUGGCCAGACCAUGACACGCCCCGUCUUGAACCUUCACCACCACUUAAAGUUCCUCCGAUUGACCUCAACGCCUUUCUCUCUGGCGAACCACUUUCGGUAUCCAAUGCAACUCGUUUAGUCAACUCGGCGUGCCAACAACAUGGGUUCUUUCAAGUGUUUAAUCAUGGUGUCGAUUCGAAUUUGAUAAAUGAAGCCCACAAGAUUACCAAUAUGUUCUUUGGAAUGCCAUUAGUGGAGAAGCAAAAGGCUCAAAGAAUGUUUGGUGAAUAUUGUGGUUAUGCUAGUAGUUUUACUAAUAGAUUCUCCUCUAAACUUCCUUGGAAAGAAACACUUUCUUUUCGAUAUUCUGCACAUCCAAAUUGCUCCAACUUAGUUCAAGAUUACUUUUUGAAUGUAAUGGGUGAAGAUUUUAGCGAUUUCGGGAGGGUUUGCCAAGAAUAUUGUGAGGCUAUGAGCAAGCUUUCUCUCAACAUCAUGGAGCUACUAGGAAUGAGCCUUGGAAUCGAGCGAUCUCAUUUUAGGGAUUUUUAUAAAGACAAUGAUUCGAUAAUGAGAUUAAACUACUACCCGCCUUGCCAAAAACCGGAUCUAACUCUUGGAACAGGUCCUCAUUGUGAUCCGACGUCCCUAACCAUUCUUCAUCAAGAUAAUGUUGGUGGGCUUGAAGUGUAUGUCAACGAUAAGUGGCACUCGAUUGCUCCUUGCUCAGAAGCCUUUGUUGUCAAUAUUGGAGAUACAUUCAUGGCACUCUCAAACGGAUUAUACAAGAGUUGCUUACAUAGAGCGGUGGUGAAUAGCCAAACUCCUAGGAAAUCACUUGCGUUCUUUUUAUCUCCGAACAUGGAUAGAGUGGUGACGCCGCCUAAAGCACUAGUUUCCAAUGACCGAAGGAUUUAUCGCGAUUUUACUUGGUCUAGUUUCCUUGAGUUUACACAAAAGCAUUAUCGAGCAGACACGAAAACCCUAGAUGCAUUCUCGAAUUGGCUUAAAAAAGAAGACCAGAUUUAGAUAUUUGCAAUGAUGAUCAUGAACACACUUCUGUUAAUUAACUAGUUUCAGUUUUGUACAAGAUUAGCAUUGUAAAUCUAGAAUAAGUUCCAAAGCAAUUUUUUUAUUACGUGCCA